Molecule: messenger RNA, 1610 nt
Organism: Solanum tuberosum (potato)
Lineage: Eukaryota; Viridiplantae; Streptophyta; Magnoliopsida; Solanales; Solanaceae
Product: sugar transporter ERD6-like 6
Exons: 18
Coding region: 139-1593 (484 amino acids)
Biological process (GO): carbohydrate transport; transmembrane transport
Cellular component (GO): membrane
Molecular function (GO): sugar transmembrane transporter activity
Source: RefSeq, a predicted model, not a curated record
UGUUUCACCGUUAUUUUAGAGUCAGUUGCGAAAUAUACGCCAUUAACGUCUUCAUGAAUAAUCCCUUUCAGCAUUCUACUUCUCCUCUGAUCUUUUUUCACCUUUAUCCUAAACGGAAACAGAAGACACGGAGGAACGAUGAGUUUCCGAGAUGAUACCACCGCCGACGACGGGCUUCGGAAGCCCUUGCUGCAUACCGGCAGCUGGUACCGGAUGAGCUCCCGCCAGUCCAGUAUGAUGGGAUCCUCAGCCCAAAUCCUCCACGAAUCUAUCUCCAUUUAUCUUUGUGUUCUUAUUGUUGCAUUAGGCCCAAUUCAAUUUGGCUUCACCUGUGGCUACUCUAACCCUACCCAGUCCGAAAUCACCAGCGACCUUGGACUUACCAUUUCAGAGUUCUCGAUCUUUGGAUCUUUAGCAAAUGUUGGUGCAAUGGUUGGCGCAAUUGCAAGCGGUCAAAUAUCAGAAUACAUUGGACGAAAAGGGACUCUAAUGAUUGCAUCAAUUCCUAAUAUUAUUGGAUGGCUUGCCGUUUCAUUUGCCACUGAUGUCUCAUUUUUGUAUAUGGGAAGGCUGUUGGAAGGUUUUGGUGUCGGCAUUAUUUCCUAUGUGGUGCCUGUAUAUAUAGCAGAGAUUUCACCUAAAAACAUGAGGGGAGUUCUUGGAUCCAUUAACCAGCUCUCUGUAACAGUGGGGAUUAUGCUGGUAUAUCUGUUGGGAUUAUUUGUAAGCUGGAGAGUGCUUGCUGUUAUAGGAAUGUUGCCAUGCAUGGUUUUGAUACCUGGUCUAUUUUUUAUACCUGAAUCUCCUCGUUGGUUGGCUAAAAAUGGGCUGAAUGAAGAUUUUGAAACUUCUUUGCAAGUUCUACGGGGAUUUGACACAGAUAUAUCCUCAGAAGUGAAUGAGAUCAAGAAAUCUGUGAGAUCAUCAACUAAAAAAGUUACCAUUCGGUUUUCUGAGCUUAAGAUACGGCGAUAUUACUAUCCUUUGCUGGUAGGUAUUGGACUACUCGCACUCCAGCAACUCAGUGGAAUUAAUGGUGUUUUAUUCUAUUCCAGUAACAUCUUCAAAUCAGCUGGAAUAUCAUCCAGUAAAGCAGCAACAUUUGGUAUCGGGGCUAUUCAGGUCAUUGUCACUGGUAUCUCUGCAUCACUGGUGGACAAGGCGGGACGCAGGCUACUCCUCAUUGUAUCCUCAUCUGUAAUGACUGCUAGCAGCUUGCUUGUUGCAAUGUCAUUUUUCCUGAAGGAGUUCACCCCUGAAAAUUGGCAUUCAUUCUUUGCAGUAUUGUCUCUGGUUGGACUUGUGGCCUUGGUGAUGGCAUUUGGUGUAGGAUUGGGAUCCAUACCUUGGAUCAUAAUGUCUGAGAUUCUGCCUGUAAGCAUCAAAAGUCUGGGUGGCAGUGUUGCAACUUUGGCCAAUUGGUUUUCAGCAUGGAUUGUUACAAUGACAGCAAAUUUGCUUUUAACUUGGAGUAAAGGAGGAACAUUCGCUAUCUAUGCACUGGUAUCAGCUUUUACGGUGGUUUUUGUGAGGCUUUGGGUUCCAGAAACCAAAGGAAAAACACUGGAAGAAAUUCAGCAGUCCUUCAGAUGAUACAAAAUAAAAUUGCA